Messenger RNA from Nipponia nippon (crested ibis), 1278 nucleotides. Lineage: Eukaryota; Metazoa; Chordata; Aves; Pelecaniformes; Threskiornithidae. The record is from RefSeq and is a predicted model, not a curated record.
AUGGCUAGUGGGAAAGGAGUGGUAGUUGUGGGUGCACUGGCACUCCAGACCAACUCAGUGAAGCGGGAUAUGUUCGGAAGCAGCCAAAUGGCAGAGAGGGAGGCAGGGAGAGAGGAUGAGCUGGAAGCUGCUGAAGCCCCAGAUGAGGCCGUGAAACCCUGGAAGGGAGCAUUGCUGACUAAGGAGGAAAAGAUGGCAUACACAGAGAAGGCUCGUAAGUGGAAUGAAAAGAAACGCUCUCAGAAGACAGUGAAAGAGACAUGUAAUCUGGCCCAUCCGGUUCCUGCUUGUCCGACCACAAAGAUGCCCAGUGUUACUUCUCUUCCAGAUGCCUCUGCUAUGUCUUGGAAGAAUGAUCAGGCUGUGGUUGCAGAAAUCUUCUACUUCCUGAACAUUUACAGCCAUGGCAAAUUGCCAUCCCACUGUGAACAGCGCUUCCUUCCUUGCGAGAUUGGGUGUGUCAGGUACUCCCUACAGAAUGGCAUAAUGGCUGAUUUCCAUCACUUCAUAGAUCCAGAAGUACCACCACGUGGUUUUCGGUACCACUGCCAGGCUGCUAGUGAAGCAGCUUGUCACAGACUUCCUAUAUCUGGAUUUAAUCUUUCAUGUACUUCUUACGCAGUUGUCUUACGGGAGCUUCUUGAGUUUGUCCAGCCAGCCAGCAGUGUUCGGCCUCACUUUUACUGCAGGUCUAAUGACAGAUUCCGAAUUAACUGGUGUCUCAAUCGAAUGGCUAGCAUAACAGGCAUUGAGAGCUACCUGGAGAUUCUUGCAGUAGAAGACCUGGUAAUAGAACUGUACCGGAAGAAAUACCAAAAGGAGCCAUCCAAGACUUGGGUGUGUAGAGAACUGGAUGUAUUCCUGUGGGAUUUCUCCAGUAAUACCAGGUGCAAGUGGCAUGAAGAGAACGAUAUACUCUGCUGUGCUUUGGCAUCCUGUAAGAAAAUUGCUUACUGCAUCAGUAAAUCUUUAGCUAAUGUGUAUGGAGUCUCACUGACAGCAGCUCACCUACCUCUUCAAGACUCUGAUUAUGGUGAAAGCAGAAAUACCAAGAUGGUGAUACUGGAUGCUGGACGUUUUCAGAAAAUGAAGGCUGAGGGUUCUGGAUGCAACAGACAUUUCGCUUCUCCAAGUCAGGAUCAAGAGCUUGUCCCUUCUAAUUGUGAUUCUCCAUGUGGUGUGAAGACUUCUCUUUAUGGAACAAGUACCAUGAGAGGAAGAGGAAUUACUCGAUUGUUGAAAAGUGCAUCUGAUCUAUCCAAGUCUUUCAGUAAUUGA